AUGGUUGAUGGUAUGACCCAAAACGAAAGCUCCUCAAAUGAAGCUUUGGAAUGGCCCCUGGUCCAAGACGAUGACAGCGUGUUCUUGUCAACCUUAGAUAUAUUUGAGGUUACAAUCCUUGGGGUCUGCUUGCUGUUAAUUGUCACCACUAGCACGUUCAUUAUAAUCAUUCUUCACAAGGUUAAGGACUGCUUUGAAAAUGUGCAACAGUUGAUGUUCAAGUCACUGGCCUUCACUGACCUACUCACAGGUCUCUUCUGUUGCGGGUUGACAAUGACGGGGAUGAUCUUCAGGAUGGAGAGGACGUUGUCGCAUGUGAUGUGCGCCGUGGGAUGGGCUGCCUGUACGGGAUUGACCGGACUUUCCGCUCUCCUCAUCACAUGCGCGUGCAUUGACCGGUUCAUCGCUGUCGUCUAUCCUCUGCGAUACUGUUCUUUGGUCACCAUGAAGCGCAUCAGGAUCACACUCGCUAUUACAAGCCUCAUCGUCAUUGCGAACGCUGCACUGAGCACCCUCCGCGGUGGUUUUGCUGGCACCAAUCUCUGCCUCUCAGACUUUUCCUCAGAAAAACUCGCCUUUAGACCCUGCCUUGUCCCUAGUCUUCUCAUAACCAGUACGUCUCUCAUCGUGGCCACCGUUACCAAUAUCAAGGUUAUGUGUGUUUCUUCGGGUCAAGCCAGCCGUAUGACUGUCACCACUCCCAGUUGUACCAAAAACGACGUGGAAAAUAAAAUCAAUGUUAUCAGACAACGCCAAGACCACAGGAAAGGUCUCCUUGUACUUGUUGCAACCACCGUUACGUUUUUCAUCUCAUUGUCACCGUGUUUCAUUAUCUCUGCCUCACAUUUCAACAGGAGAACGGCCGUUACGAAGCCUCUGGCAAGGUACGUGUCGACCAUCUUGAUGUUCUCCAAUAGCUGGAUGAACGCCUUUAUUUUCAGCAUAUUUAACAAGAGGUUUCGUGAUGCAGCGAAGAAGGUGGUGUGUCGUCGCCUUUUGAAACGGUACUCAUGGAGAUACCAGUCCCGUAUCACCUUCGUACCUCCACAAUAA
Messenger RNA from Lytechinus variegatus (green sea urchin), 1053 nucleotides. RefSeq names its product olfactory receptor 50-like. Gene Ontology annotation, molecular function: G protein-coupled receptor activity. The transcript has a single exon. Gene Ontology annotation, biological process: G protein-coupled receptor signaling pathway. Bases 1 to 1053 code for a protein of 350 amino acids. NCBI's taxonomy places the organism in Eukaryota, Metazoa, Echinodermata, Echinoidea, Temnopleuroida, Toxopneustidae. Gene Ontology annotation, cellular component: membrane. The record is from RefSeq and is a predicted model, not a curated record.